CUUGUGGGAGAUUUGUCCUGUCAAGGUCGGCCACUGAGGUCGUGUAGCUAACAUUUUACUGCUGUGGCUUAUCGAAGUUAUUAGAGGAUUCCUUGUUAAGUCUUUAUUUGGUCAUUGAUGUCUCAUUGGCGGGUUUUGCAAUGGAGGGCGUUUGCAAAAGAAUGGUUCGUUUAUGAUGCUUUUAUGCAAUGCCCUAUGCUUUCAGCUGAAAAGAUAUCAAAGUAUUUGGAAGGCAAGCAUAUACGGUACUAUGACGAUUGUAGUGACUUGGGGAGUCACGUUGUCAUUUUUAAUUCCAGACAUAUUGCUGCGAAAGAUAAUAGUCGAUACUGGAAGCGGUUUCUUUAUCCUACACAUUCAAGGUUUCCCAGGCAUGUCACUGAAGAAACUAUGGAGGAAGUUCAUAUGCGUGAUCCUACUGAAGUUAUUCGUCGAGAGGUUAGAGCCAACCUACGAAAUACUGAAACCCGUAAAUAUCAGUUAGCCCGUCUUCAUAUAUACCCUGAUGACAUUGAAACCGUUCCUAAGGACAUUAUUGCAAACAUUUCAGGAGUAAUACCACAAGUCAUGAAAGUACCUAAACGUCUUGAUGAGUAUUCUUCAGAAGAACUUGAUGAGUUCCCUAAACUUUUUGACUGGCCACAGGAUUUCAACGUCUCACCUCUCAGUCCAUUUGAAAUGAAGCUAAGAAACAAAGGAGCAAAAUAACUUGUUUAUAUCACAAUGUUAUGCAUCUGUAUCUUGUGUAUUAUAGUCACUUAAACUUUUUGUAGUAUUGA
Messenger RNA from Heterobilharzia americana, 779 nucleotides. The record is from the annotation of a GenBank genome assembly. NCBI's taxonomy places the organism in Eukaryota, Metazoa, Platyhelminthes, Trematoda, Strigeidida, Schistosomatidae.